CUGACUUCUGCUUUUCGGUAAUAACUGUGUCGGAGGGUCCGGGACUCUAUACUUUCCCUCUUGGGCCGGGUGCCUGUGUCUGUGAAUUUAGGGGAGGAGUCCAGGUCUGUGUGUUUGGUGUCUGGGAACAUCUGCAAAUAUUUUUUAAUCGGUUGACCUUUGGCUCCCUCCCUGCAUCUCCGUCUCCGCCCCUUGGUCCCAUUUCUCUGGCUGUGUCCUCUCAUCCCCUCUGUAACCUGAGCCUCUGACCUGUCUUUCCCUGGUUCUCUCUGAGGUGGUUUCUCGCCCACUUGGUCUUCCUGCCAGACGCUCCCUCCGCUUUUUUCUUGGGGAGUCUCCCUUUGUCUCGGGGGCCUUUGCCUCAGCCUGUCUCCUCAUUCACAUGGCUCCCUGCUUCCACUUCCCAAUUUGUCACAGCGCUGCCACCUUCAGGGGUCGUGAGGAAGUAGAGGAGGGAGAGGGACAGAGGGGACCGGGGUGUUACACUAGAGUGGGCACUGAGCUGGGAUUUGGACGGGCUAGGCUGGGCAAGGAGAGGCCUAGACGCCAGACACUGGUCUGGGGAGUGGCCCUGUGGGGCUGCGGCGCGGGGGCCGGUCCUGGCCAGGGCAGGGCAGAGGCGUGCUGGCAAUGCCCCUGUGGGUGGGUUCAGACCUGGCCUCUCCCCACAGCCAGCGCCGGCGAAGUUAACCAGCACCCCCGGAGCUCGCACAACACGUCGCCGGGCGGUAGGUGAGUAGACAGUGCGGAGAAGGGGACAUGAAUGACUUGUUUGGGCAACAUUCCCCUGGAAGGAGGAGAAACAGAGGGUGGGUGGUGAGCAGGGUCAGUCCCUUGGAUGCCAGGUGGUGGAGCUGGGACUGUGUCCUGUGGGUGAUGGAGACCACAGAGGGGUGGUGAACAAAGAUCUCUGUGGGUCCCUUGUGGGGGGACUGAGGGCCCAGUGUGACCGAGAGGGGGGCCCUAGGAGCAGCUGGGGGGUGGGGACCCCGCCCCCUGACAUCACUGUCACAUUAUUGCGCUAGGGUUGGCUGACCAAUCAGCUGCUGCUUGCUGUUAUAAUGGGUCCUAGCAACGGGUCUGACCUUGGGCUAACAAGAGAGGAGACCCCACCAGCGGGGAAAGUGUGAGGGGAGAGGGAGAGCCUGCAGGGCAGGUGAGUCCCCUGAGGGCAGGACUGUCUGGCUGGGCCCUGUGGGUGAAGGGAGGCAGGGGUUUCCAGGACCAACCCUAGAUCCCUCAGCCCUAUUCCCACCCCAGGGGCCACUGACCUGCCUGGCCCCGGCUGCUGGGACCUGCCCCAGCACCUGCUCACCUCUCCCUGGGCCUUAUCCUUACAUGCCUUGGGGGGACAGGGUGCAGGGAGAGUGGGCAUAGCAUGGGAGAAAUGCCCCCACCCAGGAUGGGGGUUCAGACCUGGUAGGAACAAGGUAAUAAGGACAAAUUUCUGUUGGGGGGGUGGACAAGGACAGCCCAGAAGACAAGGAGGGAGGCAAAGACAUGUAGCUGAACAGAGAGCUUCAGAGGGAUGAGGGAGCCCAGGGACGUGCCUUUGAAUCCCGGCUGGGCCUCUGUGCAGGGACCUCAUUGUGUAGUCUGAGCCUCGGUCCCUCUCUGUCUGAUGGGGACAGCGAUCCCUAGUGUGAGCUGAGCUUAGCAACCCAGGGCAGGUCUGGGUGUUUAAGGAGGAGGACUCCCGCUGUCUGGGCAUCCCCUCAUUCCAGGCUCCUUCCACUAGCUGAACCCCGGAAGGCUGACCUAGGGAUAGAUGGGCGGGCUCACGAUCGCGCAGGCCUCACUUGCCCUGUGCCGUAGCAACGUUGUCUUCCGUGGUGCACGCAGAGAGGGCAGGGGAGGGCUCCAGGUCACACAGCUGGGACUACUAACAAGGAUAAUAAUGACGCUGCCACUGGUAACACAGACCACCUGCUGUGGGCCAGGCGCCAUUUCAAAUGCUUUCUAUGCAUUAACUCAAUUCUCAACAACCCCAGGAGGUGGUUUGCUAUUAUAGCUGCUGGCCUCAUCGUACAGAUGAAGGGAAUGAGGCGGAGAGCUUCAAGUCACGUGCCCCAGUCACUCGGCGCGUACGAUGGGGAGUCAGGGUCUGACCCUGGGUUCGGCUCCAGGGUCUGGGUCCCCUUCCUCCCCCCUUCCCGCUGCUCCCAACCCUAGCAGCUGCAGGAGCGUGGCCUGCUCUGCCUGCGCCCGGGUGCUGGGUGUAAGCCCUUUCCUUUGCAGCCCUGGCUCCCACAUUUGUGGGGCCCGGUGCAAAAUGAAACCACAGGGCCCCGGGUCGAAUAUCAUUAAGAGUUUCAGUCAGUGUCAGAAGAGCAUUAAGCCGGGCGCCUGGGUGGCUCAGUUGGUUAAGUGACUGCCUUCGGCUCAGGUCAUGAUCCCAGGGUCCUGGGAUCGAGUCCCACAUCGGGCUCCCGGCUCAGCGGGGAGCCUGCUUCUCCCUCUGACCCUCUCCUCUCUCGUGCUGUUUCUCUCUCGCUCGCUCUCUAAUAAAUAAAUAAAUAAAUAAAUAAAAUCUUUAAAAAAAAGAAGAGCAUUAAGCCGAGAGCUGAGCCUUCCGAGCCUGGGGCCCCGUGUGGCUGCCUGGGUCACAAGCCGCCAUCAAACCUUUACCCUGAAGACUCCUGAGCACCGCAGAAGGCACGUCAGUCACUAUGCCCUUUAUGCAGAGGAACAGGCUCAGAGAGGUACCUCACUCUGCCCCAGGUCACACGCAAGUCAGCGGCAGGGAUGGGAUGUGAGCCUGGGCCUGUGAGACUCCAAAGCCCCCUACCUCGUGUCAGAUAAUGUACCGGGGGUUUUUUGAGAAGGGGCGGGCCAGAGGGACUUCCCUUAUAUCCUUGGUGUCUCUCUCUCCCUGCCCUGUGCCAAGGCCCAGGAGAAGUGAACGGCUCCCUUCUACCCCGCAGACGCUGAGAACCCCGCGUCCCGUGACUCUCCCCCAGCCCCCGCACCCUCUGAACCGCUGGUCACCAUGGCUACUUCGAAGUUGCCAGCAGUGCCCCGGGAGGAGGAGACCACCAUCCUCAUGGCCAAGGAAGAGCUGGAGGCCCUGCGCACGGCCUUCGAGUCGGGCGACCUCCCGCAGGCGGCCUCUCGCCUCCGGGAGCUACUGGCCUCGACCGAGAGCAUCUGCCUGGAGGUGGGCGUCACCGGCGAGUCGGGCGCUGGCAAGUCCUCCCUCAUCAACGCCCUCCGCGGCCUGGGGGCCGAGGACCCCGGCGCGGCCCUCACGGGCGUCGUCGAAACCACAAUGCAGCCCUCGCCCUACCCGCACCCCCAGUUUCCCGACGUGACCCUGUGGGACCUGCCGGGGGCCGGCUCUCCGAGCUGCCCGGCUGACAAGUACCUGAAGCAGGUGGACUUCGGCCGCUAUGACUUCUUCCUGCUGGUCUCCCCCCGCCGCUGCGGGGCCGUGGAGACCCGCCUGGCCUCGGAGAUCCUGCGCCAGGGCAAGAAGUUCUACUUCGUGCGCACCAAGGUGGACGAGGACCUGGCGGCCUCACGCACCCAGCGGCCCUCGGGCUUCAGCGAGGCGGCCGUCCUGCAGGAGAUCCGCGACCACUGUGCCGAGCGGCUUCGGGUGGCUGGCGCGAGCGACCCCCGCAUCUUCCUCGUGUCCAACCUGUCGCCGGUGCGCUACGACUUCCCGCUGCUCGUGUCCACCUGGGAGCACGACCUGCCGGCCCACCGGCGCCACGCCGGCCUGCUCUCGCUGCCCGCGGUCUCGCUGGAGGCCCUGCAGAAGAAGAAGGACAUGCUGCAGAAGCAGGUGCUCAAGACGGCCCUGGUGUCAGGCGUGAUCCAGGCCCUGCCCGUGCCGGGGCUGGCGGCCGCCUACGACGACGCGCUGCUCGUCCGCUCGCUGCGCGGCUACCACCGCAGCUUUGGCCUGGACGAAGACUCGCUGGCCAAGCUGGCCGAGCAGGUGGGCAAGCAGGCGGGGGACCUGCGCUCCGUCAUCCGCUCGCCACUGGCCAACGAGGUCUCGCCAGAAACCGUCCUGCGGCUCUACUCGCAGUCGUCCGACGGCGCCAUGCGGGUGGCCCGCGCCUUUGAGAAGGGCAUCCCCGUGUUCGGUACCCUGGUGGCCGGCGGCAUCAGCUUCGGCACCGUCUACACCAUGCUCCAGGGCUGCCUCAAUGAGAUGGCCGAGGACGCCCAGCGGGUCCGCAUCAAGGCCCUGGAGGAGGACGAGCCGCAGUCUGAGGUCAGCCUGGAGGCGGCCGGUGACAAUGGUGUGGAGAAGCGGGGCUCCGGGGAGGGAGGCCGUGAAGAAGCUCCGCUCUCCGUCCGCCAGAAGCUCGGCCUCCUCCUCAAGUAUAUUCUCGACAGCUGGAAGAAGCGUGACUUGUCAGAAGAGAAAUGAGCGUGCGGCCCCCACCCCCUGCCUCACCCACAAACCAAGCCUUAACAAAACCAGCUAAACAAAGCCAGUGUAGUGAAAACGUGCCCUGCACUUGCUGAGGGCGCCAGCGCUCCCAACUCGGCGGGGCAGUGGGGGAGGUGUGAGGGGAGGGAGGCUCGGAGGGGUCUGAGGAGGCCUGUGGGACACACUGAACCGGGAUGGGCCUUGCUCCGGGUGGGCAGAGCUUCAAGGUAUGCAUGGCGGGCCAAGGGCGCCUUGGUGGGAUCUCUCUCCCUGGUCCCCUGGGAGCCAAGGGAGAUUUGUGGGGCAAUAGCCCGGCCUGGAUCCAAGACAGUGCGCGGGUAACUUAGUGGAGAUUGGGGCUGGUUACGGUACUUAUUUUUGCUGCCAUCUCCGGUCCCUUUCUGGGAAGCCCAGUGUCCCACAGGCCUCCUCUGGGCGGGGGGAGGGGCGGCCAAUUGGUGCCCAGGAUCGGCACAAUGGUGCCUAGCAACCGGUUAAACAGGGCAGGGGACAGGGGACAUCCUGGGCCAGCCCGGCUGCUAGUGAGUGAUGGUGGGUGUGGGGGGCUGGGGAAGGGGAGGCCCGAUGGCCUUGGGCUGGAGGGCUGGUGGGCUCUUUCUCUGCCCACCAGAGGAGAGAGGGGGCAGAGGGCGAAUCCCGCCACCUAGAACACGUCGUUUUGGAGAGCGUGCAGGUGUGUGUGCGGGAAUGUGUGUGGCGAUAAGCUUUCCGGUGUGUCUGUGAUUGGGAGGAGCAUGGGUAAGUGUCCGGGAUUUUGAUGCUGUGGGUCUGAGGUUGUGAGCAGUCUGCCGACUGGGGUUUCACCCGCUGGGGCCGCAUGGCUGUGUGGGUGCAUGAGUGCUGGGGUUGUGCUGAAGGCCAUGGGGCCGAGCCAGGCGGCGGGGGCAUGUGGGUGCAGGUGUCGCUGGGCAGGCGCAACACGGGGUGAGGGGGUCUGUGUCUGUGAAACCAAGCCCCGGGCACUCCCUCUUGCUUUGUCCUUGGCUCUUCGGUGGGAAUGCAAAAGUGAACCUGACCCCCUCCUACCCGCUCAAGCCUGACCUCACAUGCCAAGUCAAGGGUCACAUACGUAUAGAAGAUUAAAAAACUACCUGAUUAGGGUCUUUGGACAGGACAAGGGCUGCCCCGAGGGCUUCUGUGGACUUGGACACGGGGUCAGGGAAGGGUCGGAUUUAGGUGUCUUUGAGAAAGGUGAGUUUCCAGGAAUUCGCAAGAAGGCUCUGGAAGCUGUGUACAAGGCCGGUGGUGGAGUGGGGACUGCAGUGCAGGGGAGGUGGCCUCACCCCUAGGUGUUCACAAAUACCACCUAUGGAUACUCCCAGAUCUGGGGAUGGUUCUAUUUGGGGCCUCAAAUGACCUUGAACCUAGGCAACAGUUCCAGACAAAGAGAGGCCACUUUCACUUGGAGGAUUAAAGGGGGUGCCAGUCCGCUCUGCCGAAGAGCUCUGUGCAACAGGAUUCUUCUCUUUCUGGAAGGCCUUCCUGGUGGCUCUGCCAGGACUAC
Mirounga angustirostris (Northern elephant seal) is the source of this 5912-nucleotide messenger RNA. It is a transcript of the gene IRGC, whose product is annotated as immunity related GTPase cinema. Bases 2990 to 4384 code for a protein of 464 amino acids. NCBI's taxonomy places the organism in Eukaryota, Metazoa, Chordata, Mammalia, Carnivora, Phocidae. The record is from RefSeq and is a predicted model, not a curated record. The transcript has a single exon. Gene Ontology annotation, molecular function: GTP binding; GTPase activity. Gene Ontology annotation, cellular component: membrane.